GCGAUUUAAUAAACAUCCUCAGUCUAUGAAUGAAGCUUCGCGACCAGACGUGAACCUGCUCUUGGCGCAGGACGGCUAACUACUGUGGCGAAUUCUUGCGCGUAUGUACGCCGCGCUCGGCGGACAGCGGACCACUGAUAACUUCUCGGAAGACACUUCAUUCAUAGCUGUCCCAUUUCUGUACGGGCUGUAGGCGGUGAAUGAACGCCAUGUCGCUAGCCAUUGUAUAAUUUGAUUGGGUGCUCAUGUUUUAACAAAAAGAAGCCCCGAUGGGAAUCCUCCAAUAAAAGAUCGUAUAAAUCUUGCAAGACGUUGUAGAAAUAGUUUUGCGCUCUGUUGACAGUGCGAAAAGGAUGAACUUAAGUUUUCCUUAGCGUUUGGGGAAAAAAAGCGAGUGUUUUUCUUAACUACUCUGUGUUGAAUUUAAAUAUUUCAACAUGGAUGGGAGCGGGGAUACGGUGAUGGAGACGACCCUCUUUCCUAUACCCGACAUGGAGAGUGAAAUACCAAAUGUUAAUUCCAAUUCUUCCAAAACAGACUCUGAAAAACAGAACACCGAUUCCACAAGCGAAAGUGAAUCUGCAAAGACAACCAAAGUUGAAAAAUACAACCUACGACGCAUAACCGUCGUGAACAGAAUAGAGACUGAAAAAAAGUUGGCGCUUCCGAGACAACCGAAAGCAAAAGCGAAACCGCCUCCUCUAAGUAAAUACAGACGGCGUGCGGCAAAUGCGCGGGAACGGAAUAGGAUGCAGGAGAUUAACGUGGCGUUCGAGGCGCUGCGGAACGCCGUGCCGAACAUCGAUUCCGAGAUGACGGAGUGCGCGUUGCAGAAGAAUGCCACGAGCAACAUGACGAAGAUCACGACGCUUAGACUGGCCAUGAAUUACAUCCGAGCUCUUCGCCAGAUUCUUGGCCAGGAAGAUGAUCUGGGAUCCGACGCCUCAUCCACGCGUAGCACCAGCAUCUCGUCCGGGGACGAGUCGUGUCUCAGUCCGUCUGACGGAGACUUCAACCAUUCGGACUCUGCGUCUGAGGGGAUUCUAUCUCUGGAAGCAGAUGACAUCAGUUUGUUCCCUCAGAUCAUCUCAUAGCAAACAGUCAUUGUGAGCUCAGAGAUCAGUAGUGCUACGGCUAACCCCGAACAAACCAAGUUCUAAGAUAACUGAAUCUUCAACGAGGAUUUUGUUCGUUUUCUGGUUGGUCUUUACAAGAAUGUUUUACAAGCGCUUUUCAAUGAAAAGUGUUGCCUCCAGAAGAAGGAUGAUGUUAAACGUUAAAAACUUGGGAUACUCGCAGAACUGGAACGGAGUAAUGUUCGAGGUGUUUCCACAGCUAAGUGUGAAAAGGCCUCUUAAAAAAAGACAAGACAACUUCGUUUGGCUACAAAAUUGGGAUGUGUUUAUAUACUAUCUGCCAUAAACGCAUACAAAGUAAGAUAAACAUUGUUUACUGUGUCAGUGAAUGUCAUAAGACUGAGACUGAUGAUACGUUUCUUUACGAAAGAUAUUUAUAGUUUGCUGAAUUCAGGGACUCAUCAUUUCAUCGUAAAUUGUCAUUAACAUUGUUGUUGAUAUUUCAUCCAUGAUCAUACGUAUGUACCUUACGUGAAGAGUAAUAUGUGAAACAGGCUUUUCAAUUGUUAACCUACUCCUUGCUGGGAAAGCCUGGUCACUGUUUCCAACUUCAGUAUAAUUAUGUGGUUUGACCGUUUUAUGACCAUGUAAAUCCAUAAUCAUGUUUUCAUUAGCUGUGACAGGCUGUUUAUUGUAAUAUAUAUAUAUAUAUAUAUAUAUAUAUAUAUAUAUAUAUAUAUAUAUAUAUAUAUAUUUGUACAUACUUUCUGAGAU
Messenger RNA from Gigantopelta aegis, 1850 nucleotides. RefSeq names its product helix-loop-helix protein delilah-like. Gene Ontology annotation, molecular function: protein dimerization activity. The coding region runs from base 438 to 1094 and encodes 218 amino acids. NCBI's taxonomy places the organism in Eukaryota, Metazoa, Mollusca, Gastropoda, Neomphalida, Peltospiridae. The record is from RefSeq and is a predicted model, not a curated record. The transcript has a single exon.